AUUAUCCCGACUACAAGAAAUGGGUACGCUGCUACCAUUGCAAUGAGACUGGCCAUGUUAUGCGUAACUGCAGUCGUAAUGGAUCAAUCGACUCCUCUCCCAGCAAGGUCCGUGCAGUGGAGAGAUCCUCAAGUCAGCCAAAACCUAGAAAAGGGACAAACAAAGAUUCUACUGCCUCACCCAAGGCUGCUCCUAAGAAACCAAUGACACAAGAAAAUUCCCCUGCUGGCUCUCCAGUUCCUCAAGAUUACAAGAAUAAUGAAAGAGAUGCAACGGUUGCUCUCAAUGGUAAAAACGGUGUUGAAGAGGACACCACUAUGAAUGAAAGCAACCUUAAUCCGGUAAAUGAUUCUGAUGCGGUAAAGACUAUCUCAAAAGACAU
Messenger RNA from Gilbertella persicaria, 382 nucleotides. RefSeq lists its product as uncharacterized. NCBI's taxonomy places the organism in Eukaryota, Fungi, Mucoromycota, Mucoromycetes, Mucorales, Choanephoraceae. The transcript has a single exon. The record is from RefSeq and is a predicted model, not a curated record. The annotation marks the transcript as partial.